GAUUCAGAUGGUCACUCGCAAAGAUCAUGGGAUCUCCAUCUUCAAAGAUGGCAAUCGCCGCUUCGCCGAGAACCUCGAUUUCGCUCGAGAGCAGACUCAUCUCCUCCUCUCCGACAUUCGCACUCACUUCUCCGCCACCACAGCGCUUCCUUUCGUUUCCGAGGCCGUCGAUACUCUUCGCUCUCUCCUCGACCAUACCUCUGGUGAGCUUGCCGAUGGAGACUUGCUCUUGAACGAGCAGCAGGUCAUCGCCCUGCACAGUGCUGUCAUCACGCUCCAUCGUGACGAGCUCCCCGACGAGGAACAAGACAUCUCUUGCUUCCUGCAGUACACCAAGCACUGCAUCGUCAAUGGUGUUUCGGCCAGCAAGUCUCAAGCACCAGCAGAGACGCCCGUAGGCUCCACCCCUCGCUUCUUUGCGCGACACUCGACUCCCCUUCGUCUGAAGAGAAAGUCCCCUCCACGUCAGAGUCCCGAGCCCGCUGCCGAGGGUGCCAGAGCUUCGCCCAGCUUCCCUCCUCGAUCUCGCCGCCGACUUUCGAGCCCCGAUGUCUCUAUAGAGGUCGUCAUUGAAACCACAGAGCAGCCGAGCACCACGGUCAAGAUCGAAGAUCGAAUGAUAAUGCUCAGACUCAAGAACCUUUGGCUGCAAAACGAGCUCCUUCGCGAACGCAUCAAGACCGAGCGAGUCCUCCGUGAGGAAAAGGUCGCUGCCAUCAGACGCGGCGACCCCACAACUUCCUCCUAUUAGCUCAAUAUGAUCAAUAUAUCGCACCAUUUGGUCCCUUGA
This is a messenger RNA of Polychytrium aggregatum, 790 nucleotides long. RefSeq lists its product as uncharacterized. The transcript has a single exon. The coding region runs from base 8 to 751 and encodes 247 amino acids. Lineage: Eukaryota; Fungi; Chytridiomycota; Chytridiomycetes; Polychytriales. The record is from RefSeq and is a predicted model, not a curated record.